Molecule: messenger RNA, 4499 nt
Organism: Columba livia (rock pigeon)
Lineage: Eukaryota; Metazoa; Chordata; Aves; Columbiformes; Columbidae
Gene: MERTK
Product: MER proto-oncogene, tyrosine kinase
Exons: 19
Coding region: 1553-4426 (957 amino acids)
Biological process (GO): nervous system development; multicellular organism development; protein phosphorylation
Cellular component (GO): signaling receptor complex; plasma membrane
Molecular function (GO): transmembrane receptor protein tyrosine kinase activity; protein binding; ATP binding
Source: RefSeq, a predicted model, not a curated record
CUCACUGUGGGUUUAACCAGGAGUCCUGGGCUGGUGUAUCCCAAAGGUCUCUGAAUCCCCUCCCCGGGAUGGGGAGGUCGGAAACCCCGCAGGCAGGGGCUCUUCACCCCUCCUGCCCCGUCGGGGUGUGAGGAUUCACCCAACAAGCGCCCGCGCAGAAAGAUGAUGCCAGCAGGUGAAUUACUUCCAAUAAUGGGAAAUCUAGGGCUAAGCACUUUUGGCAGACCUGGGUGUUUUCUAAUCCCCUCCUUCCUGGGGCUGCAGCAGAGCGAUGUUCUGGUUCAUUCAUGGGCUGUGCAACUCCCUCUGUUUUGCUUUUCUUUUUUGCUUUAAUCCUAAUGAAGUGUCUUGUCUCUAAUAGCAGGCAAGACUUUCUCGUUAAAGCUCCGUUCACCGGGCGUGCAGGACCUGCUCUGUUAGUUUUGCUGUGAUCUCGGGUGUUUUGGGGGAGCAGCGCUGCACUUGGAAGUGGAUUUAUUUCCACGCCGGCUUUUCCCCCAGGCCAAGCCGUGCCAGUGCACAGCCUCCCACGCAGGCAUGCCGGCUCUGGCGUGGGCUUUUAGACCCAGCCUAAGCAAACUGCGGUGGACACGGGGAAGGGGUGUCGGGCCACAUGGGGCAAAUCCCUUCCAAGACACCACAAAGAGCUGGGGAGGGAAGGGCUACUCAGAGCCAGCACUACAUAUGAGAAACUCCUGUUGUCACGUGAAUCAGAGAGGAAAGUAUUUCACUCCUGGGCUAGCAAACACCUCUUUCCAUUUAAUCAGUAUAGAAAACAAGGCUGAGAUCACCUUUGCUCUUUGCCUUUUCACUUGAAGCAGCUGGGGGUGAGCAGAAAUCAUCCGGGACCAGGUGAAACACUUGGAAAGCUUUGAAAUUGUGCGUGAGAACGGCUGUUUGAGGUUGGAAUGUGCCGAGCAGCCCCAGCCUGGGAAACCUCGGGGAAAAGCAGCAGAGAGAAGGGGAUUUGGGGUCACUCGCCCAUUUGUUUGCAUUUAGCAAAUCUCAGUGGGGCCGCCUGGCUGUUUGGGAGCUGCUGACCCGGCCUCGGAGCUGCGUGUUGCAGCAAUCACAUGGGCUUUGUUUGUGUUGGGAUGGGAGAGCUUAGGAAGCAGGUUGGAAAAGCUUAGGGGCUUUUUUUUCUUGCUUUUCUGAAAGGGAAACCCAUUGUUUUGUGCGAGCGCCAGGAGAGCUUUGCGCUUUCCUCUGCGCCGCCAGAGCUUAAAAAUCCCUUCUCAAAUUCCUGCCUAGAACUAGCAUUUCUCGAGGGUUAAAAAUAGUGAGCCGUUUAGCAAAGGAGUGUAUCCAGCCCCAAAAUGAGGUUGUGUUCCUUGGCUCUCGGGGAAGCUCACCCUGCAUUACUCACAACAGUAAUGACGUAGCUUUGAAAACUUGUCGUUUGAUGUUUCAGGACUGAGAGCUGCCUCAAAACAAACUCAGCUGAACUCCGGCUAAAUAAAGAGGCCGUGCUUUCUACCUGCAGUAUUAUCUUUUAAGUUGUGAAUAGGGUUUUUGUUUUCGGAAGUUAAUUUAGCUGAAAUUCCUGUCUGGCAUGAUGCCUUUGCUUUCUGAAAGCAGCAGGGAGAUUUGCCACUGCGCUCGGGAUUUCUGUGUGCCCGUGAAAUCCUUGGGAGGCUCAGAAAAAGCAUCUGUUUGUGACAAUGCUGAUGGAAAUGGAGGUGUGAGGCCGUACCCGUCCCAGCACCCCGAGCGCAGCGUGGCCACCGCUGGCCACUGGCCCCAGCCCCGCCACCAGCCCUCCGCCGGCCCCCUAGGACGCAUUAAGUUCAACCCCACGGUGCGGCACAUCGUGAUUAACGAGCACAGGGAUGUCACGUUUAAUUGCUCCAUCAAAGUGCCUCAGCUGCUGCUCCGGCCGGACACCCCGGGCAUUUCUCUGUGGAAGGAUGGGAGGGAGCUGCUGGACCGCAUCUCCACCAGCCACUUUGAGAUCUCGGAUGAGGAGGACGUGGCCAUGACCUCCACCUUCAGCAUCCUUGCGGCCACGCGCUCGGAUAACGGCUCCUACGUCUGCAAGCUCAACAUCUCUGGUGUGGAGGUGGUGUCGGAUCCCAUCGCGGUGCAGCUGGAAGGGCUCCCGCACUUCAUUCGCCAGCCCGAGAAGCUGAACGUCACCAAGAACAGUCCUUUCAACCUCACGUGCCAAGCCGUGGGCCCGCCGGAGCCCGUGGAGAUCUACUGGUUUCGCAACAAUGUCCGAGUCAACGAGAAGCCCCACAUCUCCCCGUCGGUCCUGACCGUGCCAGGUGUGAAUGAGACGGCGCUGUUCAGCUGCGAGGCUCACAACAGGAAAGGGCUGACGGCGUCCAACCCGGGGCAGGUCAACGUGAAAGGAAUACCAUCCGCACCCACCGGGCUGCGUGUCCUCAACCAGACAGGCCACAGCAUCGUGAUAUCCUGGGUGCCGGGCUUUGAUGCGUUCUCUGCGCUGAACAGCUGCAGGGUGCAGGUCAAGGAAGCCGUUCCGCGGAGCAACGCCUCGCUGCUGCUCUUCAACACCACCGUGCCGCCCCACCUGUACCGCGUCCCGCGGCUGGAGCCCAUGCUGGGCUACGACCUGCGCGUCUCCUGCGGGAAUGAGGUGGGCUGGUCGGCAUUCAGCCCCUGGAUAACCGCCAGCACCACCGAGGCAGCACCGACCACCCCACCGCUCAACGUCACGGUGUCGUUCAAUGAAUCCAGCUCCUUGCUGGAGAUCCGCUGGGUGAAGCCACCGCUGGGGAGGAUCCAUGGGGAACUGCAGGGCUAUCGCCUCUGGUACAGCUGGCAGAGCUCCAAGGGGCUGCAGAACGUCUCCGCUGAAGUGCAGCCCAACACCAGCGUGGCCGUCCUGCCCGUGCUGGCCACCAAUGCCACCUGCUCCAUCCGCGUGGCCGCUGUCACCAAGGGGGGAGCGGGGCCGUUCAGCAGCCCGGUGGAGGUUUUCAUCCCUGGCAGCGGGUUAAUAACCUCAGCCCCCUCUUCGACUCCAGCCUCCGGGAACGCCGACUCCUUUGUGGUGCUCCUGGGCUUCAUCUGCGGGACGGUUGCCGUCGGGCUGGUGCUCUGCUUGUCCAUGGUCAUCCAGAAAAGAUGCGUGGAAACAAAAUACGGGAACGCGUUCCGCGGCGACGACCUGGAGCUGGCGGUCAGCUACACGGCCAAGAAGUCCUACUGCCGGCGAGCUGUGGAGCUCACGUUGGGCAGCCUGGGCGUCAGCAGCGAGCUCCAGCAGAAGCUGCAGGACGUCGUGGUGGACAGAAGCGCCCUCAGCCUGGGGAAGGUGCUGGGAGAGGGGGAGUUCGGGUCGGUGGUGGAGGGGCGGCUCACGCAGCCCGAGAAUGCCCCGCAGAAGGUGGCUGUGAAGACCAUGAAGCUGGAUAACUUCUCCCAAAGGGAGAUAGAGGAGUUCCUCAGCGAAGCAGCGUGCAUGAAGGACUUUGACCAUCCCAACGUCAUCAAGCUCCUUGGCGUGUGCAUCGAGCUGAGCUCCCAGCAGGUCCCCAAGCCCAUGGUGAUCCUCCCGUUCAUGAAAUACGGCGACCUGCACAGCUUCCUGCUCCGCUCGCGGCUGGAGAUGGCCCCGCAGUUUGUGCCCCUGCAGACGCUGGUGAAGUUCAUGGUCGAUAUCGCCCUGGGGAUGGAGUAUCUGAGCAGCCGGCAGUUUCUCCACAGGGAUUUGGCGGCUCGAAACUGCAUGUUGCGGGACGACAUGACGGUGUGCGUGGCCGACUUCGGCUUGUCGAAGAAGAUCUACAGCGGCGAUUACUACCGCCAGGGCCGCAUAGCCAAGAUGCCGGUGAAGUGGAUCGCCAUCGAGUCCCUGGCUGACCGCGUCUACACCACCAAGAGCGACGUGUGGGCAUUCGGCGUGACCAUGUGGGAGAUCGCCACCCGAGGGAUGACGCCCUACCCGGGCGUGCAGAACCACGAGAUCUACGAGUACCUGUUCCACGGGCAGCGCCUCAAGAAGCCCGAGGACUGUUUGGACGAGCUCUACGAGAUAAUGUCUGCGUGCUGGAGAGCCGACCCCGCCGCCCGGCCCACCUUCUCCCAGCUCAAAGUCCACCUGGAGAAGCUGCUGGAAAACCUGCCUGCCCUCAGGAGCUGCGGGGACGCCAUCUACAUCAACACCAGCCUGCCCGAGGAGAGCCCGGAUUCCACCCAGGACUCGGGUUUCCCCCAAGCGGACUCUGAUCUGGAGCCCGGGGAUGUGUCGGAGCCAGCGCUGGUGGCCGUGGAUGUGGAUGUCCACCCGUGGGGGUCACGGUACGUGCUGGAGGAGCAGGUGGCCGUCCCCAACGAGGAGCCCUAUGUCCCGCUGCUGCCCGACGGGGCGGCCACCGAGGGCUCGACGUGGAGCCGAGCCGAAACCUUGCCCGUGGGCACCGCGCUCUGCCCGCAGGACUCUGAAGUGCUGCUGUGAAACGGGGGAGCCUGUAGAGAAACAAAAGGACACAGAGGGUUUUAUUUUAAUAAACAGCCGCCUGGUUUCGUUC